This is a messenger RNA of Miniopterus natalensis, 1752 nucleotides long. It is a transcript of the gene ZSCAN5B, whose product is annotated as zinc finger and SCAN domain containing 5B. Gene Ontology annotation, molecular function: DNA-binding transcription factor activity, RNA polymerase II-specific; RNA polymerase II cis-regulatory region sequence-specific DNA binding. Lineage: Eukaryota; Metazoa; Chordata; Mammalia; Chiroptera; Miniopteridae. Gene Ontology annotation, cellular component: PcG protein complex; chromatin; transcription regulator complex. Gene Ontology annotation, biological process: regulation of transcription by RNA polymerase II. The record is from RefSeq and is a predicted model, not a curated record.
UGAGUCUGUCUGUUUUGGGACCAGUUAGUGGUGUCUAGCAUUGUGGGGAGGGAAGGGUGAAUGGACAGGUUAAACUCAUGCCAUUCUCUCCUCUCUACCCCCCAGAAUUCUGCAUCUAUUACAGAGUAAAUUCCUCCUUUAGCUAUUAGCUGCUGACUUCAAGAAGAGUUUGCUCCAGUCAUAUCGGAGAAUUUUCCAGUGAAUAUGGCAUGUUCAGGGGGUCAUGGGAGAUGCCAGGAAGGCCUGGGUUUGGAGCUGCCACGGCCUGUACCACCCCAUGGAAACCUUACUGAAAGGCAAGCCUGGGACUCCGAGAUGUGGCACGUGAUCUUCAGGGGCUUCAGCAGCUCGGGGAAAUCGGACCCGGUCCGGGACCUUCGGAGACUGUCCGAGCUCUGCUAUCUGUGGCUGAGGCCAGACUUGCACACCAAGGAGCAGAUCUUGGAUAAGCUGGUGCUGGAGCAGUUUAUGAUCUCCAUGCCCCCGGAGCUUCAGGUCUUGGUCAAGGAGAGGAGUGUGGAGAGCUGCAAAGACCUGGAGGACAUGCUGAGAAAUAACGAGAAACCCAAGAGAUGGACCACAGUCAGCAUGCAAGGACAGAAGUUCCUUAUGCAAAAUUCGGAUGUCCAGAUGGCCGAAGGGGAAGUCUGUGACAUGGGCCACGUGAGGGACUUGUCCAUGAAGUCCCGAUCUUUGAAAAGAGAGGCAGAGAUACAUCCCAAGGACAGCCGAGAGAUGUAUCCCGAGAACAGCCAGGAGGUCAACCGGGAGCCAGAGAAUCAGCCAGGAAUCAGUGACAUGUCCAGGGGCCAGGGACAAGAAGUCCUUCCCCCAGAGAUCAUUCCUGAAAACGGUGACCUGUGCGGUGUGAGAGCCACGCAGGUGCUGGCGAUGGACCUGAUGGGGGACGGGGAAGAGGCAACAGCAGUUACAGCUCUAGAGCCUCAGCUUCCAAGGGGGCCUGAAGGUCCGGUGAGGACAGAGGGUGAGGAGAACCUCCAAGAAGGAAUCGGCACUGAAAAUGUAGAUGCCCAUGUGCCUUCCACCCACGUCUCCGAGGCGGGUGUUUUGAGUCAACAUCUGAAAAGAAGAUAUUCUCGGAAUUCAAGAGGUCCCCCGAAAAGAACAAGGGGUGGCAACACCUCCGUUCCCCAAGAUGUGCCUCAAGAAGGAGCCACGUCCUUGGACGAAGGAAACUUCUUGAGACAACACAGGUCAAAUUCAGUCAGUGCACAAAGCACCCUGGGGCCAGCUGGUCGCCCUGCUGGCCAAGAAGCCCACAGACAGGUGCAGCAUGAAUGUGGGGACUGCAAGAAGAGAUUCGGGUACAGGUCUCAGCUGGAGCUUCACCAGAGAACACACACGGGAGAGAGGCCCUUUGGGUGCCAGGUCUGCCCCAAGAGAUUCAUUCAGUCUUCAGACCUCCAGGUCCACCUGCGCACCCACACGGGCGAGAGGCCCUACAUCUGUACAUACUGCAGGAAGGCUUUCGCCCACGACUCCACGCUGCGUGGCCACGAGAGGGUCCACACAAAGGAGAGGCCUUACCGAUGCGACACCUGCCACAAGCAUUUCAGCCACCGAGGAAACCUCAAGGUCCACCUGCGCACCCAUUCUGGCCUGAGGCCCUACCUAUGCCUCGAGUGUAACCGGGCCUUCAGUCAGCUGGGGACUUAUAAACGCCACCAGAAAACUCAUUUCAGCGGGGCCCCCCGAAGAUCCCACGUCCCUUCUGCCCAGGAAGGAGAUUAA